AUGGAAUUGUGGGAAACUGGUGUGAAGACCUUUGAUGCAUCAUCUAGACAAAAUUUUAUGUUACAUGCAUCUUUGUUAUGGACCAUUAAUGACUUUCCUGCAUAUGCAAAUUUGUCAAGAUGGAGUACCAAAGGAAAAUUGGCUUGCCCAUGUUGUAAUAAAGAAACUCUUUCAAUUUGGUUGAAAAAUGGGAAUAAACAGUGUUAUAUGCGCCAUAGACGCUUUCUUCCUCGUAAUCACAAAUGGAGGAAUGAUAAAAAUUCUUUUGAUGGCACUAAAGAGCAUAAAUUACCACCAAAAAUGCUAUCUGGUAAUGAUAUACUUGAUCAAGUGGCUGAUUUAGAUGUUAACAUACAAUCAAAGGAUCCAAAGAAAAAGACUAAAAUAUCACAUGGUAAUAGGGUUGAUAAUUGGAACAAGAAGAGCAUUUUCUUUGAUCUUCCAUAUUGGAAAACUCUAUUGUUGCGACAUAACUUAGAUGUGAUGCACAUUGAGAAAAAUAUAUAUGAUAACAUUUUGGGAACAAUAUUAAAUGUCAAAGGAAAAACCAAAGAUACCAUAAAUUCUCGAUUGGAUUUGGAAGUAAUAGACAUCAAGAAAGAAUUGCAUCCGAUAAAAAAAGGGGAUAAAUAUGAGUUACCAACUGCAUGUUACACAUUAUCUCCUGAAGAGAAGCAUAAAUUUUUCAAUUUCUUGAAGAAUUUGAAGGUCCCAGAUGGAUUUUCAUCCAAUAUAUCUCAGUGUGUCAAUCUUAAAGAUCGCAAACUUUCAAGAUUGAAAAGUCAUGAUUACCACGUUAUUCUGCAACAUCUACUCCCACUUGCAAUACGUGGUAUGCUUUGCAAAUCUGUACUUGAACCACUUAUUGAGUUGUCUAUAUUUUUCAACAUGCUCGGAGCAAAAUGUUUGAGAGUAGAUGAGCUAGAGAAAAUAGAAGCCCAAAUUCCUAUAACUCUAUGCAAGUUAGAAAAGGUCUUCAUUCCUGCAUUUUUUGAUAUCAUGGUUCACCUGCCAAUUCAUUUAGCUAAUGAACCUAAGAUUGCUGGACCUAUUCAAUAUCGAUGGAUGUAUCUAGUGGAGCGAUGGUUAUACUUCUUAAAGUCUUUUAUUCGUAAUAGGACUCACCCAGAAGGCUCUAUUGCAGAGGGAUAUAUAGAAACUGAAUGUAUGACUUUAUGUUCAAGGUAUUUGCAUACGGUGGAAACAAGAUUUAAUCGCACUGAGCGGAAUUAUGAUGGCGAUUCUAUUGAAUCUGAUGGAGGUUUAACAAUUUUUUCUCAACCUGGAAAAACUUCAAAUUGUGCCACACCAGAAAGUCUUGAAUCAGACGAAUUUGAGCAGCCACACUUUUAUAUUCUAAAGAAUUGUGAUGAAAUUCAACCAUUUCUUGAAGAAUUUUCACAAGUUCCAUUUGAUACCUCUAAGAAUGAUUCAGAGAUCGAAUGGAAUAGUCAAUUCAUUAGUUGGUUACAGAUUAAGGUUGCAGAAUUGCGCAAACAUGAUGAUAGUAAGCAAAUAGAAGAUUUGUUCUCACCGUCACGUGGUCCUCUGCAUAUGGUGAUUGUAGUUGGUGAGACUGAUGAAGAGAAUAAAACUAUUGAUUACUAUGGAGAGUUAACUGAAAUUCUUGAAUUACAAUUUGUUGGUGGAAGAAGAGUGAUGUUUCGAUGUGCAUGGUUUGAUGUGUAUGACCAAGAAAGGGGAAUUAAAGUAGAUGAAUAUGGCUUCGUAAGUGUUAACCGAAAACGAUUAUUGAAAGUAAAUGAGCCUUUUGUAUUAGCCAACCAAGCAUCACAAGUAUUUUAUGUUGACGAUCUUUCGAAUAAAGGAUGGCAUGUUGUGCGAAAGGUUCAACCUUGUGAUUCUUUUGAUAUUGGUGAAAACAAUGAUGGUGAUUUAGAUAAUCUGUUAGAAAUCUAG
Molecule: messenger RNA, 1920 nt
Organism: Solanum verrucosum
Lineage: Eukaryota; Viridiplantae; Streptophyta; Magnoliopsida; Solanales; Solanaceae
Exons: 4
Coding region: 1-1920 (639 amino acids)
Source: RefSeq, a predicted model, not a curated record